Molecule: messenger RNA, 6178 nt
Organism: Monomorium pharaonis (pharaoh ant)
Lineage: Eukaryota; Metazoa; Arthropoda; Insecta; Hymenoptera; Formicidae
Product: zinc finger protein 271
Exons: 11
Coding region: 1080-4133 (1017 amino acids)
Source: RefSeq, a predicted model, not a curated record
CCGGGAACCCUGGACCGUGCCGCGUUGCUCCGCGGCGCGCCGCUCCGCGCCACACCGCGCGUGAUUUCCCCCUCGCCCCGAAUCCGCGCGUAGCACGUCCAUCUUGUUGGCCCCUUGUCCCCGUUGCUCUCUCUCUGCGAACGAACGAACGAACGAACGAGGGAAUCGGCCAGCCAGCUCCAGCGAACGAGCGAGCGAUGUGGUGUGCGCGGCGAACGAUGCUCGACCACGAUGACGACGGCGGCGUCGCCGCCGUCGCCGUCGUCGCCGUCGUCGCUGGUACGCGUUGCCCGUUCGCUUCUCCGUCGCGGCUGCCUUGGCGGCCGCGCCAUUAAACGUUCCCGAUCCCGCGCGUCUCUGCUCCCUUGUGCCUCUCUCUUUCUCUCUCGCCUCUAUCGCAUGUAAUUUCAUUUUGGCCGUGGGAAAAAUGGAGAGAAAAAGAGAGAGGCGCGAAAAAGGGAGGAAGUCGCGGCUGAAAGGAACAAAGUUUUUCAUUAUCGGUGCUGCGUCGUGGCGCGGUAUGGCGCUCACCACAGAGAGAGGAUGACUCACCUCUUCCCCCCCGCUCGCUCGCUCGCUCGUUUGCUGAGUUUGCUCGCCGAGCGAGUCCGCCGAGCGUGAGAGAGAGAGAGAGAGAGAGAGAGAGAGAGCGCUGCGAGGUUAAAAUGUAAUCUUAUAUCGACGCGACGUCGUUCCUUCUCGCUCGUCAUCAUCGUCAUCGUCAUCAUCGUCGAUGUUGCGAAUGGCGCCUUCCCGCGCGCGCUCGCUCGCUCGAUCGGUCGCUUGGCGCGAAUGUUUACGCGAUCACGCGCGACUACUCGCUCGGCCGGGUUCGCCUUCGUGGCACGGCUGACUUUUUCGAGGUUAAACGGACGAUAGGCACGUCUCGCCCGACCGCCGUCGACGCCGUCCUUGCCGUGAGGAGGAGCCACGGAACUCUUCUUCGGGGACAGAGCCGCAAAAAUCGCGGGAGAGUCGACACGCCGAACCAACUCGCCUUACUCUCCCGCGAGAUAGCAAUAUGGAUGAGAAAUGAAGUAUGUCAGACACGUUUAAUUAAUAUUCUUCAGUGAACGAAGAUGAAUAGUGAGCAGCAUGCAUUGCCAGCGACUACGCAGGCACAACAAGAGGAUGUAAACGCGGGUCAAAGUGGUCGUCCUUCAUACCCAGGUGGUUUGGCUACUGCGACCGCGAGUCUUGGCAAUGUAGGGAGUACUCCCCAUUCAUCCGCGGACCUGCGUGUAGGUACUGCCGUAGCGUUAGCCUCCUCGGUAGCCUCCUCGGUAGCUAAGUAUUGGGUCCUCACCAAUCUGUUUUCUCCCGGACCGCUACCUCAAGUCUCGGUUUACCACCAUUCCCACCACAACUCCUCGCAUAGGAGUGGUGGCGGUGGGGAGGCAUCAUCCUCCAAAGAGCCAGCCUCUUCACUGAACCAGGAAAUGGCGUUGACUUCCAGCUCGCAUCAUCAGCAACAGUCAACAGCCGCGCAUCAUCAUCAUCAGCCUUCAGUUAGCAGCAGCAGCAGCCACCACAGUUCUCUGCAGUCGAAUCCACAGAUUCCUGUGUCUCUUCCUGGCCUUACUUUAGACGGCGCACAUAUACCAGCGAGUCACUUGGCUGCACAUGCACAAAUGCAACAGAUGCAGGCGCAGGCACAACAGCUGCACCAGCAGCAGCAGCAGCAAACGCCGCAGCAACAGCAGCAGCAGUCCCAUCAUCAGAUGCCGAAUCAUCAGAACGCUCAGAACAAUGGACCAACGGCGCACAGCCAGAGCGCGCAGCGAGACGAUAACAAGGUCAAGGACGAGGGCGGUAGUUGCACCACCGAGCGUUGCAGCGACAAUCAGGUUCACUGUCAAGUUCAAUGUGAUCUGCAAUUACAACCACCCCAAGAUCUUCAACAGAGCUUGAUGCAACAGCAGCAGCAGCAGCAGCAACAGCAGCAGCAACAGCAGCAGAUUGGGGUCAACAUUAGCGGUAACUCCACCACUGAGGGAGGAAGCCAGAGUAAUUCCGAGAAACCCGAGAAAGAGAAGGAGUUGCGGCAACUGAAUAUGACCCAAUUCCAAGUCCCUGACUUGAAACCAGGAGGACACAUGAUGGACGUGAGGACAGCAGACGGAUCGGUCGUCAAAAUCAGCGCGGGAAACGAGCAAGAUUUGGCCAAGACCCUUGGGGUCGAAAUGGUACAAAAUAUGUACAAGGUUAAUGUUGAAGAUAUUAACCAACUCUUGGCGUAUCACGAGGUCUUUGGAAAGCUGCAGAGUGAAAUUGCAGCUGGAACGACUUUAGUAGGCAGCACUGUGCCUACACAAACAGUUACCACGAUACAGAACGGCACGCCAAUCGUGCAACAGGUUCAACUGAACAAAUUUGACAUAAAGUCGAGCGACGGCGAGGCAACGCCUGGUCCGAGUGCAUCGCCCGUAUCGGUCGGCAGUCACGCUUGCGAGAUAUGUGGAAAGAUCUUCCAGUUUCGUUAUCAGCUCAUUGUACAUCGCAGAUAUCAUACCGAGAGGAAGCCAUUUACAUGUCAGGUAUGCGGUAAAGCGUUCUCGAAUGCGAACGAUCUUACACGUCACGGCAAGUGUCAUCUGGGUGGAUCCAUGUUUACCUGCACCGUUUGCUUUCACGUCUUUGCGAAUGCGCCUUCGCUAGAACGUCACAUGAAGAGACAUGCCACCGACAAACCGUACAAUUGCACGGUCUGUGGUAAGAGUUUCGCGCGCAAAGAGCAUUUGGAUAACCACACGAGAUGUCAUACUGGCGAGACACCGUAUAGAUGUCAAUACUGUUCGAAGACGUUUACCCGAAAAGAACACAUGGUAAAUCACGUUCGCAAACACACUGGUGAGACUCCCCAUCGAUGUGAUAUUUGCAAGAAGAGCUUUACUCGCAAAGAACACUUUAUGAACCAUGUUAUGUGGCAUACAGGAGAAACCCCUCAUCAUUGUCAAGCUUGCGGCAAGAAGUAUACACGCAAAGAGCAUCUCGCUAACCAUAUGCGCUCGCACACAAACGAUACACCGUUCCGUUGUGAAAUAUGCGGUAAGUCGUUUACGAGGAAGGAGCACUUCACGAACCACAUAAUGUGGCACACGGGCGAGACGCCGCACCGCUGUGACUUCUGCUCGAAGACGUUCACGCGAAAGGAACACCUCCUGAACCACGUUCGCCAGCACACGGGUGAGUCUCCACACCGAUGCGGCUUCUGCUCCAAAUCGUUCACCAGAAAGGAACACCUUGUUAACCACAUCCGCCAACACACAGGGGAGACGCCCUUCCGCUGUUCAUACUGUCCGAAAGCAUUUACGCGGAAGGAUCACCUGGUGAACCACGUCAGGCAGCACACGGGUGAGUCACCGCACAAGUGCCAGUAUUGCACCAAAUCCUUCACGCGGAAGGAACAUUUGACCAAUCACGUGCGUCAACACACAGGCGAAUCGCCACACCGAUGUCACUUCUGCUCCAAGUCAUUUACUCGUAAGGAGCAUUUGACGAAUCAUGUGCGCAUCCACACUGGCGAAUCUCCACAUAGGUGUGAGUUUUGCCAGAGGACGUUCACUAGGAAAGAACAUCUAAAUAAUCAUCUCCGUCAACAUACCGGAGAUUCUUCACACUGUUGCAACGUGUGCUCCAAACCAUUCACAAGAAAGGAACAUCUCGUGAAUCAUAUGCGUUGCCAUACCGGUGAACGUCCAUUUGUGUGCACAGAAUGUGGCAAGAGUUUCCCGCUGAAGGGCAAUCUCCUGUUCCACAUGCGGUCGCACAACAAGGGCAGCAACGCUGAGAGGCCGUUUCGCUGUGACCUGUGCCCCAAAGAUUUCAUGUGCAAAGGACAUUUAGUCUCGCACCGGCGCUCGCAUUCAGACGAGCGGCCGCACAGUUGCCCGGAUUGCGGCAAGACCUUCGUCGAGAAGGGCAAUAUGCUACGACACUUGCGCAAGCACGCGGCUGAAGGCCCACCGACACAAGUCAGCACACCGUCGGCUAUACCGCAAUCCGGUGUCCUGCCGAUACCGGCAGCGGCAGCAGUUCUGGUUGGACAUCCAUUAGCACCGCCGGCGCCGCCUGUGGUGCCGCAACACACGGUGGUCGUACCGACACCGCCCGGUGUAUUGACAUCAUACUAAAUCGAGAGAGAGAGAAAGAGAAGAAAAAGAACAAGAGGAGAACAGACAAGAUAAAGAAAAGAGAAGCAAGAAGAGAAGAAACGAGGAAAAAGAGGCAUUUGAAGAUACAUGCUGUGUAUACUUAAUAUAUGAUUGCGUCGAAGAAAUGUGAAGAUUGUGCGCUAUUCAUCGUUUCCUUAAAGACCUGGAUUACAAUGGAUUUAUUAUGCGCCAUUUGAAUCAAUGGUGUCUCACGUGCUGCUCGAUCCAUUUGUGAUUGCUGCAGCUGCAUACUACUUUGUUUCAGUAAGAUUCGCAAUGAACUUGGUUCGGGACGAUAUAGAGCGAUAUUGCUCGUGAUACGCGCAUAAAACGCGCAUUAGAACAUUGAUGACUGUUCUUUGCGAUGCCGAUUAUCCAAAGUUUGAUUUUGCUUCGUUUAAUGCUUGUACUUGAUAAGUCGAUUAUGGUAACGAAUGUAUAAUGUAUUCGUUCCAAAUUUGUGCAAGAGAAAUAUCAGAGUAUAUCAGAGAAUUUUGCGACUAUAUGAUGAAUAUGUAAUGAUAUUUCUUCGUUAUACUUUAGUAACCUUCCAUAAUUUUAACAAAGAGGCACUAAUUAUAAUGUCAGUGACGUCUUGGAUUAUAUUUGUAUGUUAUUUUCAUGUGUGAAGAGCAUGUCUAUGUGCAUUCGCCAAUUAAUAAAGUUUUUAGUAGCAUGUAUAGUAAUGUCGGGCAAAAUAUAUUUGCGACUUUGAAUAUGAAUACUUUUGGAGGAAAGAUAUGUAUUAAUAAGUCAUUAUUUACAAAUAUAUUUUAACCGACAUUGAAAUAUUUAGAUAACUAUCCGGAUGUCAAACAGGCGAAUGUGGUAAAGCUUAGCCAUGAUCAUAGUCAUAUUGACCAUUGCUUUACAUUAAUACUGACGAAAUACUAUUAAAGACUGCCAGCUUUGGUAAUUGAAAAAUAUGAACCGACAUUGCUUGUUUUUGAAUAUUUAAUUUAUGAUUAUUCUUAUGUGUAUAUAAAUAAGCGUGUUUUUAUUGUAACUCAGUAAUGCUGCGAAAUUGCAUUUUUAUUCCGUAUUUCCAUUGGAUAAUCAAACAUGGAUGACGAUAGAAGUGCAAUUUUGAAUGAAAACCUAUUAUUAUUACUUUAUAAUAUUAUUACUUUACAUAUAUGAAUCUUAAUAUAAUAUUUCGCGUUAGUUGUCCAAAUUUCAACACAUAACCAAAAUACACUUAGAUCACGUAAACUUGAGUCUUCAAUAGUAUAUCGUUGGUAGCAUUAUUAUUAUUAUUAUUAUUGACUUAUGUAUUUUUUAUAUGAAAAAAAAAAAAACGUAUUAUUUUUGAGAAUUUUAUUUGAUCCGGAGUGGUAUUUCAAAUUACGUGUUUUAUUUUCAAAUUUGCAGAUAUAUUCUUAUAUAAAGACUUAUUAAUAGAGCAAAAAUGAUAUGCAUCUUGUAUGCUACGAUCAGUAGUAAUCAACGCUAAAAUAUUUUUGAAUUUGUUAUAAAUAAAGUUAUGUGUUUAUUUAUACAAGAAAAAAUUGUACGAUAAAAUUCUAAAUUGAUAUUCAUUGUCUAAACAUUUUGAUGUACAGAAAAGCAGCAAACGUCUAGACUUUAUUAUUGAAAAAUUAUAAAAUUGUAAUGUUCGGACGAUGUAGCAGAGAGAAUUAUUUUUCAUUUGGAAAAUGUUCUCGCUUUCAAAUACAAAAUAUAAAUACAUGUAUGUCCAAUCUUGUGACUUGAGCUCGCUAUGAUUUUUAGUUUUAGGAGGUAUGCGAUCUAGUGCAAUAUGGCUUAGUAUUUUGUUUAAGAAAGCAGAAACAAUCGCAAAAGGAAUACCACUGAUACCGGAUCUGAUAAAUUUACAGAAAAACAAUAAGUUGAUAUGAGACGAAUUUCAUGCGUUACUAAGAGCAGAUUUUCAGAGUUUUAAGUUUCGUUAAUAAAUUUAAUUAAUAAUCCUUUUUGUAUACCAUCUAUCGCGAAAAGGAAAAAAAAACACUAUCACUGUAGCGUCAUCCUGUAAGGCCAUGUAUUUGAUAUUUACUGUUAAG